AUGGCGGAACAUCUGUCAGUAACUGAAUUAGAAAAGGAAGCAAAAAAAUUAAAAAGAGAAUUAGAAGCUUGGAGGGAUAUUAUUCUUCCGAUAGAUUCUAUAUUAUCAUGGGAAAAAAACUCCUACAUAGGAAUCAUAGUUGCAACAACUUCUGUGGGCUUCUUUCUAUUGUGGCUCAUGAAUCUUAGUAUAUUAUCAAUAAUAGCUCGAUUUGGGAUUUUAAUAACAAUUGUAGAUUAUUUUGUUCCGACAAUUGCUGAAAGUGCAAGGAGACCAGAAAGGUGGACAUCGGCCAAAGAAAGAAAACUUGAAUCGAUAUGUAGAUCAUUGGCAUCAUACAAAUUAUUUUUGAUUAAAUUAAUUAAAUCUUUUUACAAAUUAAAAAUGGAACAUCCCAAAUUUGUAAUAUUACAUAAUUGUUAUUUUAAGUCUGAUGCUUCUCUCUUGGAUUGGAAAUAA
Messenger RNA from Pediculus humanus corporis (human body louse), 459 nucleotides. RefSeq names its product ARL-6-interacting protein, putative. NCBI's taxonomy places the organism in Eukaryota, Metazoa, Arthropoda, Insecta, Psocodea, Pediculidae. Bases 1 to 459 code for a protein of 152 amino acids. The record is from RefSeq and is a predicted model, not a curated record. The transcript is spliced from 3 exons.